Messenger RNA from Drosophila obscura, 1345 nucleotides. RefSeq lists its product as uncharacterized. The transcript has 2 exons. Lineage: Eukaryota; Metazoa; Arthropoda; Insecta; Diptera; Drosophilidae. The coding region runs from base 66 to 737 and encodes 223 amino acids. The record is from RefSeq and is a predicted model, not a curated record.
UUUUAUUUGGUUGUUUUUUUUUUGGUUUUUUUUUUUAACAAAAGUCAAAAUUCUCAACCGGAAAGAUGAAUUGCAAGCGACAUGGUGGUGCCACGAGGAGUCGCACCCGCAUUCCUCCCGAGCCAUCCGCCUCAACGAUAAGUGGGGAAAUGCCAGAGUUCACGCGUCGAAUGAAGAAAUAUCUCAAGUUGAUUGAUCUGUACAAAGGCCAUGAAUGCCUGUGGCAUCAAUGUAAUAGCGAUUUUUUCAAUUUUUCCCUGAAGGAGAAGGUCUGGCAGGAGAUUGCGAGAAAGAUGAAGAAAAACUCAGAGAGCGAGCGCUGGAAAUUCUUGAUCUACAAGCUUCGCUAUAAUGUCGAACUGGAGCGCAUACAUCAGCAGGAGGCCAAGUUCCAGCCGGACAUUGAUCUGGAUCCCCCACUGGAAUAUUCGCAAAAGUUUCAGUUCUUAAAUCAUAUGUUUGACAGAAAGUGGGGUAAAUCUCCUUUACCCACUGAGACUACCAAUUCACAUAGAUCGGCAUGCUUUUUGCUGUUGGAUUCUGUUAGAAAGAAUUGCAGCAAAGUGACAUCGUAUGCGAGCAAGCUAAAGGAUCUGGAAAACCUAAGGAACAAUAAGUGCAGCAAGCUGAGCCUUACGCCCGAGGCCUUUCAUAGGAUACUAGUGGCCACAAGUGGCUCGAUGCCACAGUUUGAUAAAGACUGCUUAGAGAAAAGGGAACUGACAACCUACCCAUAGGAAAAGUGAAUACUCAAAAGACUAGAAUGCCAACAGAAUCAUGAAAUAGUUGUAUAAACGCUUGUAAGUGUUAACAACAGGAAUGAACAAAGCCAUCUUAAAGAUAGAGACUUGCCAGCGUAUCCAUAGAACCAAGACAUGGCACAGACAUCGCUAUAAUUACCGACCACAGCAACUAUGAUGAUGGUGAUGAGAUUUCUUGAUAACUUCAUAGAGCAUUGAAGUAUAACUUUUACAAUUAUGAAGAUGAGAAGAAGCUGAUUUCCGGUUUGGAAGAUAGUUUUGGACGGGAUCUUAAAACAUUAUUAAUUAGAAAGUUGAAAUUAUUAAAGAUUGUAGAGGCUUAGGGCUUUUCAAUAGAUUUUAAAAAUAUAUUUCCGACACCACCGAUCAUUUAACUGAAGAAGAUUUUUCAAUAUUUUUGUAAUGUACAAAAUUUUCCCAAAGUGUAUUUGAGGCGUACGCUCCUAUAUUGCCAUGAAAUAUAACAAGCGCUUGUAAAACGUUUCGGCAAGAGCAGACUGCUAACAAGAGACGAGAAAUUCCAGCCCUCCAUAGAACUAGAAGAAGAGAUAGAAGAGCCAAAUCAUGAUAAAAUACUCAAUGCU